Molecule: messenger RNA, 1843 nt
Organism: Lottia gigantea (owl limpet)
Lineage: Eukaryota; Metazoa; Mollusca; Gastropoda; Lottiidae
Exons: 6
Coding region: 168-1007 (279 amino acids)
Biological process (GO): protein localization to plasma membrane; intracellular signal transduction
Cellular component (GO): synaptic vesicle; endosome; plasma membrane
Molecular function (GO): GTPase activity; GTP binding
Source: RefSeq, a predicted model, not a curated record
AACAAAAUGGAGUCAAAAUGAUGAAUCGAGUUGUUUUUCUCUUGUAAUAUUUCAAUUUCUGCGAAAUCAAAAUAGUCAUGACAUAAUCAGACGGUUGGAAUAUAAAAUACAGACAUUUAAUUUUGACUCUGAUGGGUUAUUUACUCCCAUUUUGUUGUACAUCGUGAAUGAUGUGCACUGCAAUCAGUAACAGUGGUUCUCCAAGGUUGCUGCCAUCUUCCUGCAGGUCCUAUGAUUAUCUGCUGAAAUUCCUGUUAGUUGGAGACAGUGAUGUCGGUAAAGAGGAAUUAUUGUCGGGAAUGGAUGAUGGUGCGAUGGAAUCGCCGUAUGGUUACUCCAGUUCAGGAAUAGAUUAUAAGACUACCACUAUUUUAUUGGAUGGUAAAAGAGUCAAACUACAAUUAUGGGAUACGUCAGGUCAAGGUCGUUUCUGUACGAUUUUACGAUCCUAUUCUAGAGGCGCACAGGGUAUUUUAUUGGUAUAUGAUAUCACCAGUAAAUGGUCGUUUGACGGAAUUGACAGAUGGAUCAAAGAAAUAAAUGAGCAUGCUCCAGGAGUGCCGAAGAUUCUGGUCGGAAACAGACUCCAUCUGGCCUUCAACAGACAAGUCAGUAUCGGGGCUGCCGAAACUUACGCUAUUAAAAAUGACAUGGCAUUUUUUGAAGUCAGUCCGUUGUGUGAUUUUAAUGUGACUGAAUCGUUUGCGGAGUUAUCUCGCUUAGCGUUAAAACGGAACGGUAUGACUAGGACUUGGGGUCCCAAUAAAGUAUUAAGCUUACAGGAAAUAGCGUGUCGAACCAUAGUUUCUCGUACAACCAUAUAUGGUAUUGAUCAACUUCCACUGCCACCUGCAUUAAAAUCCCAUCUGAAAUCAUACGCCUUGACAAACAAAACACGAGCUCGUAUGCUCAGUUUCUUACACCGAGACAAACAUAAAAAAUCAAAGUAUUUGAAUCCGUGCGAUUCCCCGCCAAUGAACUGUCGUAAAAGUUGUUGUAUUAGCUAACAUAGCCUCAUUUUCAUCUGUGUAUAUACUUCAUUCUGUCUCAUUUCUACUAAAGAGUUAUGUGCCCUUGUUGUGGUUCGUGAACUUCGUGCUAGUGUUGUGUUUCUGGGAUUCGAAAGAGAGUGAGGAAUAAAAUGAAGGUUUUUAUGCUUCCCAUAAGCCAUUGGUGCCAUGUGGAUAUAAUUUGUGCUAAUUUUGAUUCUUCUUGAAAACAAGGGAUGUUGAUUUUAUUGUAUUUGCCAGUGUUGUCUGACUAGAAAUUGACUUUUUGAAAUUCUUUGAGAAUUUUACUGCGAAAAAACCAGAAACAUUUUAAGGAAGAGAAUACUAAUUCAACAUUUUGUAUCAAAUUUUCUAAUAGAUUCCAGAAAUAAGACUUCACCUUAUUUGAAUAAGCUAGUAAGCUUAUAGUUUGAAAUCAGCUCUAUGUUACAAAAUGUCCGGCAGAAAAUAUGAAAUCAACAUCCCUGGUGAAAGUGACUUUGUGAAUAUGGAUGUGCCUAUUUAUUUAUCUUCUCAUUGUGUUUUUAUUAUAAGAUAUCAACAGAAUGUUCUCAACAGAUCACUGUGGUUAAUUUGACGGAAUAUUAUUUGAUUUCAGUAUUUUCUUUAAUUAUAGUGCAACAAAUACUUUUGCCUUGUUAUACAACAUGGCAGGUUUCUGUUUAACUGAUGUAUAUUUUGGUCUUUCUUGAUUACACAAAUUUAUUUCAAUUUUCCAGUCAGAUUUCAUUUGUUCUCGUCAUUAAGAUGUAGAAUUAUAAGACCUAUUGUUUAUGAGCUCAAAAACCUACUAUGUGUGUAGCUAGAAGAAGCAAGAUAGUUUAAAAUGGCAG